This is a messenger RNA of Dromaius novaehollandiae (emu), 885 nucleotides long. It is a transcript of the gene AGR2, whose product is annotated as anterior gradient 2, protein disulphide isomerase family member. The transcript is spliced from 8 exons. The record is from RefSeq and is a predicted model, not a curated record. Bases 84 to 605 code for a protein of 173 amino acids. Gene Ontology annotation, molecular function: dystroglycan binding. Gene Ontology annotation, cellular component: endoplasmic reticulum. NCBI's taxonomy places the organism in Eukaryota, Metazoa, Chordata, Aves, Casuariiformes, Dromaiidae.
AGCAGGAACAGUAGUGUUCACACUGUAUCUCCGGCCACCUUCUCACCUGGGCAAGCAUCUGGGAGAGUAAACAAGGAGCAGCCAUGGAGAAGAGCUACAUGUCCGUGUUCCUGCUGCUUGUUGCCCUCUCUUGUGCUCUGGCUAAGGAUGCACUGAAGAAGGAGACAAAGGAGACCAAGGAGACUAAGCCAAAACUGCCACAGACACUCUCCAGAGGCUGGGGAGACCAGCUCAUCUGGACGCAGACCUAUGAGGAAGCCCUCUUCCGCUCCAAGACUAGCAAUAAACCCCUGAUGAUUAUCCACCACUUGGAUGACUGCCCACACAGUCAAGCACUGAAGAAGGUCUUUGCUGAACAUAAAGAGAUACAGAAAUUAGCUGAAAAGUUUAUUCUCCUGAAUCUUGUGUAUGAAACAACAGACAAGAAUCUCUCACCUGAUGGCCAGUACGUCCCUAGGAUUUUGUUCAUAGAUCCCACCCUGACUGUGAGAGCAGAUAUUACUGGAAGAUACUCAAACCGUCUUUAUGCAUAUGAGCCCUCUGAUAUUUCUUUGUUGUUCUCAAAUAUGCAGAAAGCUCUGAAGAUCCUGAAGACUGAACUGUAAGGGAAAGAAGGAAGCCCUUGAAUACCAGGAAGUCUGAUCUUCCAUCUCUUCUCCAGUCAUUGACACUGGUGAAGAGACUACUUAAGAUGGUUUUUAGUGAUAUAUAGUGCUGGUCUAUAUAUAUAUAUAUAUAAACACUAUGGUUUUACACUAGCACUUUUAUACUGGGUAGCAUUUCUAAAAGCUGGAGGCUUUUAAUUUUGAAGGCAUACAGCAUACUGUAUGAUCCAACUGUAAAAAAUUUUUUUUAAUAAAUCUAUUUCAAGUGUUUACAAAGAUG